CCCAGCUGGACUCUCAGAGGAAAAAAGUGACACAACACAAAUUUUCAUGAUCUUUUAAAACCAAAGUAGAAAAAACACAGGAGCAAAAAUGUGAUAUUUUUACAACUCAUUUUGACAACCUCUGAUCUGACAGAGGUUCGAUUCCCCAAAGAAGACCAAGUAUCAGUUAUUUUGGAACUUUCAGACCACCAGUCACCAGCAGUGUACACAUAAAUCAGAUAAUAACUCUACGGUGAAAUACUAGAUACCACUCGCCCAUUAGAUUAAGAAAAUGUUUGCCAAGUUAAUUAAUCUCAAUAGUUAAAAAGUGAGAAUAUAUUCAGUUUGAAGACAAAGUUGCCCUACUUUUAUUGUAGAAAAAUCAUUUCAGAUUAUAUAAUUAUCCAGAGCACAGUGUUUUUCCAUCCUGAAACAUGCCUGUUGGCAAUCCUUAAACUUUUUUAACCUUCCUAAACUUUGUUCCAGCCAAAAGAGAAAAAAGGUUCUGGUGACCGGUUAGUGGUGCAUCUGGGAGUUGGAAAUGUGACAGAGGUCGUGAAGAGAGGAGAGACAGAGAGGAGAAGGCGGGGCCAGGAAGUGUGCCUCCAGCAGCAUUUAUAAACAUGGCCCCUCUACACACCUAGAGGUCAUUGUUUACAUCCAUCCAUACGUGACUUUUCUGCCUGUCAGUGUGAGAAACAAACAUCAUCUGCAGCUUUUUCAACAUUUUCUGCCUGACAGAGUUCACCUUGAAGCUUUAGAGCCUGAUCCACAGAAAGGAGAGAUUACUUCAGAGGGGGAAAACCUGCUGGAUUGUCAACAGUAAUUUAAUUUCUGCUUAGAUCUUUUAAAAACCAGCCGCCACCAUUUCACCCCCAACAGCCAUGUACAGCUCCAGCUACUCCCGGGCCAAGUUUGGCCUGGAGGCAAGGGAGCCGCUGCACAGGUCCAGAGGAAAGAGCUGCGGCUACUACAUGAGGAUCGUCUUCUUCUUCUCCUCCCUCAUCCAGUCUCUCAUCAUCGUCAGCCUGGUGCUCUUCCUCAUCUACGGACAGCCGGAGAAGACUGCGGAGGAAAAGAGGGUCAAGGUCAGAGAGAUUUUUUUCUGCUGAAAUAACCUCUCUUUAUUUGUUCUGAUAUUAGAGACCACAAUUCAGACAUGUUUGAGAAAGGAGCCAAAGUUAAACAACACUUUAGCCUCUGAUAAGAAACAAUGAGUCAGACUUCUAAGUAGAGAGGACAUAGAGAGUAAAAACAAUCAUCUCCUUCCUCAGUUUUGACGCAUAAUGAUUUCUCAUUUAAAUAUCAUUAUGGUAUCUUCAUUUCUAAGUGUUAACUCCACAUGCCCAGAUGUUUAAAUCACAGUCAUGAUGAUGCUGAGUGCUGUCUUCUGUCUAAGGAUCUGGAGAUGAACUUCAACAAGCUGACUGAGAACAACAUGCAGCUGAGGAAGGAGAAAGAGGAUCUGGGCGCUCAGCUGGGAGCCCGGACUGCAGAGAAAACCGCUUUGGAAGCAGACCUGGUCAAAGUGAAGACCGAGGCCAACAACACAGAGCACACGCUGAGAGGAAAAAUAGUAAGUACAUGAUAUGAUGAACCUGAUAAGAUGUGGCAAAGAGCAGUUUAAUGGGUCAAAUCUGCCUUUAAAACAACAAGAAUGUUUUUACAGUGUACAUGAUUAUUUUAUGAUGAUUAUUUCCUUUGACAUUGUUCUGGUUUUCCGAUUGGUCACCCGCGUUAGAGGAAGCGUUUGAGUAGAAUCACAGACACCCCGCUGUUCAAAUUUUCCAUUGAAAGAAAAAAAAAAAAAUCAUGUAUUUAAAAAUCUGUACCAAAGUAGAAGUAUGAAAAUGUACAUACACUUGAAGUAAAAAUAAGGGGAAUAAGUUAUUAUUUAGAAAUGUGUUUAGAAAAGUGAAAUAAAGAAAACCAAGUAAGGAAGAAUUACAGUGAGGUGGAGUUAGGUUAGGUUGAGUUAGAUUAGGUUACCUUAACUUAGAUUAGUUAAGACCGGGUUUGUUUAUCUUGGAGUAGAUACAUCUGGUUCACAGUCAGCCUUCUUGUUCACACAAAAUCAGCAUCAUGAAUCAUGAUAGACGGAUGUGUUAAAUAAUUAGCUCAGAACAGUAGUUAGCGUAAUAAUAACAUCAAAAUUAUUAACAAUCCUGUGAGUUUAAACUUCCAUAUUUUUUUUCCAUUUUAAGUUAACCUGCGAGAGAACAAGUGCAAUGACCAUGAAAAUGAUGACGCAGCGACCAAACCCUCCUGUCCAGACCCCGAUUGUGGUCACUUCCAGUGGUAUGUACUUCCUUACUGUUUUGGUGAACUGGUUUAAAACUGUUAAAUAUACCGGUUUGAUAGUGUUCAAUAUACUGGUUUAAUACUGUUACAUAUACUGGUUUAAUACUGUCAAAUAAACUGGUUUAAUACUGUUACAUAUACCGGUUUAAUUCUGUUACAUGUACUGGUUUAAUACUGUUCAAUAUUCUGGUUUGACACAGUAUGAUUUUUUUCUGUUAUUAAAUUAUUUGUGUGAAGUUUGACACGUAACAGGUUUUUAACUUUAAUUAUUUAAAGGAUUAUUUCCUAAUAAAACAUCUGUCAGGCUGUAUUGAUGAGUUAUUUGUUAUAAUUAUUUGUAGUUAUGUUAGUACAACAAAAUCAAGAACGAUUUUUUGUUAACAAUUGAUGACGGGUUUUGAAAAAUGUUAUUCUGAUAUUAUAAAAAGUUCCUUCGCUUCCCUUCAGGAGUCAUUUUAAAUCAAUUUCUAACAUCUGGUCUCUAAAAAGUCAUUUUGUUUUCUUCAAAUUUAAGACAGGCUCAUUUUUAGAGUGGGAAAUUAAAAAUGUCACAGAAGUAAUGAACCAAAACUAUUAAAGUAAAUGGUGAUAUUUCAACUGAACUCCUCAGGUGAGGUGAAGACUCUGCAGAGCCUGAACACGCAGCAGAAAGCCAUGAUAGAGCUCAUACAGGCUAAUUUCACUCAGACGGUUCAGUAUCUGGUCAUGGAGAGAGACAACGCCCUGAAAGAGCGAGACACACACCACCAGGACGCUAUUGUCCUGCGCAGGGAAAACACCAAGCUGAGUGAGCAGCUCACCGCCUACACCAGGUAACCUGCCUGUUUCUUUCUUUUUUAAUAUAACUCAACAUAUGAAGAUCAGUCUAAUUAAAGAUCGAUUUUGUGUUUUUAAUCAGAAAAUGCAAAGAGGACUUUGCCAACUCUUUGAACGGGAUCCAAAUCGUGACCAAGGAUUUCCUGAACAGGAUCAAUAACCUGUUUCCCCACCAGCUGACCUUUCACCUCACCUGUGACAGCCAGCAGGAGCAGAUGGAGAAGAUCAGAAACAGCUGCACCAACCUGUCCAGAGACGUGGAGAAUAAAUUCCAGAUGUAUUUGGACAGAGUGGGAAACAAGGUUCGUGCAACAUAUUUCAUGAAUUCUGGGUUAGAUGUUAUCAUCAAAACUUUUUUGUUUUUGUUAAAUAAAAAGUACAUCUUUCAUAAAGUUUGUACAGAAAUCAGAGGUUUCACUUUGUCAGCCAGGGUUGCAUAAUUGAAGAAGCAGAAACUUCCUCACAGGAGCUUUAACUCGUAAAAACACUGAAUUUUAAAAUGUGUUUUUAGAUUUCAGUCUAAAAGAUUUAGUAACUUAUUCUGCCAAAAAUUAAAAUAUUCAACACUUACUGAAAUAUAGACCCUUAAAAAAAGUUCACAGGUCUAGUACUCGAGUAAUUUAGUGAAAGUUCGAUUUUCAGUCUGUGCACUCCUUUGUUGUCAACCUUUUUUAAAAGUUCCCUCGAAGCUGAUGUAACAAAUCUGAAAUACUCGUAGAAGUCAAAGAACAGAUUGAAAAGAGAGCCAGUUUCUCGAGGGAGGAAGUCUAUCCUCUGCAUCAUUCAGGACACACCGAGCUAAAGAGACAGGCGGCCGUUUGGAUGAACUCAGGGUGAAAGCUCGAGUUUUCGAGGUGUGUAUUUUGGCUGACACAGCAGCUCUGUGAUACGAGACUCAGUGAGGCUCAACAAACAUCAUUUCCUUUACAGCUGAGACAUUUUAACCCUUUGUCAGUGUUUUUAUGACAAAGUGAUAAAAAAGUCAAACUUUCCGUUCUAAAUCAAACCGUUAUCUGCCGCUUUGUCAGACAAAGAGUGGCUGUGCUCACUUUAGUCACUGUUUGUUUUCCUUGUAUCCAGCAUGGUCCAGAUUUACAAAGGAUGCUGUUCUUGGCCAAAGCUUGUCAGUCCUCAGGUGGACCAUAACAUAACAAGACAAUAUUCAACAUAAAAACAAAUGAUCUUCACUUAUUUUCCACAUAUUUUAUGAGUCAUUGAGUCAGUGUUGGAUUUCCAGGGAGAAAAAAGUCCUUCAGAGUACAGUGUGAAACCUUUAAAAGUCUUUUAAGCAACAGGUAAAAAGAUAUUCAGUGUGAAACUACAUGAAACAAGCUCAUUUUGACAGUGUAAAUUUUUUAAAAAGCAAUUUUUUCCCCCAUAAAAAACAGGACAUUUUUACCUGACCGUGCAUUGCAGCAAAUUUAGAUGUAUAUGAUGUUUAAGACGGAUCCUGUUGAGUCUGAAUGUAAACACAAAGUUUGCUUCACGACGUUCCUCACAGUUUAAACUGUUUUCUAACUGAAGGCGAAGUGACCUCACCGAAUAAAACUUCAUAAUACACUGUUCAUUAAUCUUUUAAUUAAACUCCCUUAUCUCUGACAUUAGCUGAGCCCUGCAGAAAGAGAAACGGGCACUUUUCUCAAUGAUUAGUGUUACACAAGAGCAUUGAAACGGCACAGUCAAACUGAUGAUCUGCUUCAUAUUAAAAAUAUAAUUAAGCGACAUUAAUGUCACAGACCCUCAAUGCUUGAUUUAGAGCAACAUUAAACUGUGGAGUCAUUUCCCUCAGGGACUCAUUCAGUGCAGAUUUAAAACCCGGGACAGCUGUUCAGCUUGUACUCCAUUAUGACAUUGAGGAUAAUGUACGUUAACAAACACUCAUUGAUGGACAGAAAUAGACACAUGUAAAGAAAAACAAGUGUGACGAUGUAAAGAUGCCAUCUGGAAACAUGCUUAGUACAGUGGAGGGACCAAUUACAGUUCCUCUGCGGCUUUCUGCUGUAAAUACGAAAAUAUUUUUCAUCAGAUGAGAAGUACAUCACAUCUCUAAAAAAUGAUUUUCUUCUUCCAGGUGGCAGAGAUCCAGGCCCUGUCCAGUCGUCUGGAGGUGCAAACCGCACAUUUAAGCUCUGACCUGCAGAAGUGUGAACGCAGUCGCAGUGAGAUGGAAAUCGAGACUGCCAGACAACUACAGGAGAAGCAAAAGACUCACGACAACCAGGUCAGUUUAAACAACGCUGAUGUACAAACGUGUGGAAGCAGGCGGACUCUCUCAGUAACCGGUCAUAAAACUGGGAUUUCCUAACAGAUCUUAAAUCAGACUGCAGGAUAUGAGGAGCUGAGGUGUAGGAGGAGUUUUGUUGUCCAUUUAAAAUAAAACACGCCCGUUUAUUUCAGGUGGAGAAAUUACUGAUUGAGCAGAACCGGCUGAGAGAGCAGAAGAAGCUGCAAGAGGACACUGUGGCCCUGAAAGACAAAGAGCUCCAGACCCUCCGGCAAAUGAUCCCAAAUGCCCAGUCCAACUUUAAGGUAACAUAAACACUGCAAUCUCACCUUCUGCUCCAUUCAAGGAAAUGAUAAAAGACUCUGUAAGGGAGUUGCAGGAUUUGAAAUUGUUAAACACAAAUGAGAGAGUCCUCUUAUUUAACAUUUUGGUCUGAUCUCCGAGGACCUGUUUUUGUGGUUCUAUAAGUACCCCCCACCUCUGUGCCAUUACAUAAGAUUUGCUGCAUUUGCAGCAGUAUAGAGGUAAGGAGGUCUGUUUGUACUCAGCAGAAAAGAGGAAUCUGAGGGCAGCAGCUUCAGGAAGGAUGGGCAGGAGAGAUAACGACGGAAAACCUCUCACUAAGGGUCAUGAGUUCACAAACAGCAAGAACGUACAAAAAUAAGCCAGAGGUUUUAAGAGUUCUCUGUCAGAGAAGAAGGCAUAAAUGUUGGUAUCUUUGUUUGAUUUUUUAAUAAUAUUAAUGACUCUUUGUUUUAUUACAGCCCAGUAUUCCUAAACCAGCUGGUCUUCAGGUUGCUCCACCGCAGAUCGGACAGAAGUGGCCCUCUGUUGGCCUCAGCAGACCACCAACGGUAAAUUUAAUUUUAGACUAAAAACUGGAUCAUAAGAAGUGCUGUUAUAGUGAGUGACUUAUUUUGAGGAGUCCACUCCAAGGCGGCCCUAUGGGGCUAAAAAUCUUUCACACAUUGACCCAUUAAAAGUAACAGAAAACACAUUUAAAAGUUUACCAAAGAUUAAGAUGUCAACUAAAACACAGAGAACCAAAAAAAACAAGGAUCCCCUGAACAAGAAGGUUUUAAACUCUGAGGACCAGGUGAAGCUGAUUUUCAGUCAGUGAUUUCACCUGGGCAGAGCUGGGGAAGACAAAAGUGGAAAAAAAUGACCAACAAGAAACACACAGUCGUAACAGGAGCUUUUGCUUUACUUACAAGAAUGAAAAAGUGUUAAUAAGAGUUUAACUAUCAAUUGUUUUGUCUUCUAGGUGAGAUGAAUUCCAGCGUGAGAGGAACAUCAGGAGCCUGCAAUGAUUCCCCUAAAUAAUCUUAACUUUAACAUGUACAUAUUCUCCACACUCUUCCACCCACACAGCCUGUAAAUAUUCAGACUCCAUAUUAUAACAUAUUUAGAGUUGUUGGUCAUGGCAUGCUUGUUUUAAGAUUGUGUUGUUGUCUUUAAAUAUUUGCUGUGAAAAAAAUCCUCGGUUAGCAGCCGGGUAAAUGUAAAAAUCUGUUCAUGACACUGGUGUAAAUAUUCCUGUUGUGUGUCACUCACUUUGUUAUGUGUACUGUGAAAAAUAAAAAUACAUAUAGCCAAAGACCGAUUUCCUCCCUUCACUGUUUUGUCUUGGGCAUCUGUCCAAGAUUAAAAAUACAAUACACAGUCAGACUGGACUUCAGGCAGCAGCUGCUCACUUGGCAGCUAUAAACAGAAAGAUCCUGAAAUAGCUCCAUUUAUGUUUCCUUGUGAUUCAC
Molecule: messenger RNA, 7074 nt
Organism: Xyrichtys novacula (pearly razorfish)
Lineage: Eukaryota; Metazoa; Chordata; Actinopteri; Labriformes; Labridae
Source: the annotation of a GenBank genome assembly